AUGGCUUCCAAUUCCAAGUCUCAAAAGUCAGUGAAGAAUUAUUUUACCAAAGUUCCAAAAUCAAGUUUGGACUCUCAUGAUCAACCUAAUCUAGAAGAAAAUGUCAACCACUCAGAAGUACCAUUGCUUUCUUCUCAGGAAUUUGAUUUGAAUUCUUUAAAGCAUGACCCGGGUGAAAGAACUCAAAUCUUGGACUUUCAUCCAAAUCAUCGUGAUGUCAUUCGAAGAGAAUACCUUAGGAGAGGUCCUUGUCAACCUCGGCUUAAAGAGUAUCCUAAAACAAAAAUUUCUAGAGAUAUGCGUCGUUUUAAUCCUCAGUGGUUUAGUGAGUAUUCUAAUUGGUUAGAGUAUAGUGAAAGUAAAGAUGCAGUCUUUUGUUUGAAUUGCUAUCUAUUUGCAAACGAUAAUAUUCAUCAAGGAGGGGGUGAUGUAUUUUCGACCAUAGGGUUUAGGAGUUGGCAAAAAAAGAAGAGUCUUAAAAAACAUGUUGGUGGAGGAAAUAGCAUUCAUAAUCAGUCAAGAAAGAAUUGUGAAGAUCUAGUGCGACAAGAACAAUCUAUUCAAUCUGCACUUGUGAGGCAAGAUUCUCAAUUUAAGCAUGAGUAUUGGCUCCGCUUAACUGCUUCAGUUGAUGUUGUAAGGCUUCUUUUGAAUCAAGGAUUGGCAUUUCGGGGUCAUGAUGAAUCUAAAUCAUCACUUAACAGAGGUAAUUUUCUUGAAAUUCUUUCAUGGUAUUCUGAAAUGUGUGAUAACAUUAAAGAUUGUGUAUUGAAACAUGCUCCACAAAAUGAUUUGAUGACUUCUCCAAUGAUUCAAAAAGAAAUUGUGACUACAUGCAAAAUUGAAACAAUUAAGACUAUCAUAGAAGAAUUAAAUGGUGAUUACUUUGCCUUGUUGGUUGAUGAAUCUUUUGAUGUAUCGCGCAAGGAGCAAAUGGCCGUUGUUUUACGAUAUGUUGAUAUAAUGGGAUUUGUGAUGGAGCGACUUAUCGAUAUUAUUCAUGUUCAAGAUACUUGUGCAUCAUCUCUAAAAGAAGCAAUUGUUAAUUUACUUGCUCAACAUUCCUUGAGUCUUUCUUAUGUACGUGGACAAUGUUAUGAUGGGGCAAGUAAUAUUCAAGGUAGAAUCAAUCGCCUUAAAAUUUUGAUUAAGCAAGAAAGUAGAUCGGCUCAUUUUGUUCAUUGCUUUGCUCAUCAACUUCAACUAAGUCUUGUUGCGGUUUCUAAAAAGUGUGUUGAAGUAGGGGAACUUGUACUAUUGGUUUCAAGUAUUUUGAAUAUGUUGGGAGCUUCUUUUAAACGCAUGGAUGAAUAUCGAGAAUCUCAAAAGAAAAGAGUUCAAGAGGCAUUAGAUAUGGGUGAACUUGAAACUGGUAGAGGCUUGCAUCAAGAAUUUGGUCUUACUAGAGCUUGUGAUACUCGUUGGGGAUCCCACUACAAAUCUUUUAGUAACUUUAUUAUUAUGUUUGGUUCAAUUGUUGAUGUACUUAAUGAUAUUGUUGUUGAUUCACAUUGUCCAGAUGAAAGUGCCAAGGCAAUGGAAUUUCUCAGAGCAUGUCAAACAUUUGAUGUUGCAUUCAUAUUGCAUUUGAUGAGAGAUAUUUUAGCAAUCACAGAUGAGCUUAACAAAUGCUUACAGAAAAAAGAGCAAGAUAUCGUAAAUGCCAUGCUACUUGUUCAAGUAGCAAAGAAAAGGUUGCAAAAGUUCAGAGAGGAUGAAUGGGGUUCGCUUAUUGAUAAAGUAUCUAAAUUUUGUAUCAAGUAUCAAAUUUUGAUACCUAAGUUAGAUGAGCCGUACUUUACCUCUUUGAGAUCACGACGUAAACUUGCUGGUUGUACUAUCUCACACCAUUAUUAUGUUGAAGUGUUUUGCAAAGUUAUUGAUUGGCAAAUUCAAGAGCUUUCUUAUCGUUUUGAUGAAGUAACGACUGAUUUGCUUCAUGGAAUUGCUUGUUUAAAUCCAAUUGACUCAUUUUCUAGUUUUGAUCUUAGGAAAAUAAUGAGAAUGUCUGAACAUUAUCCUGAUGACUUUGAUGAAUUUAGUAUGGGGGUUCUUGAGAAUCAACUUGAGAGUUACAUUAUUGAUGUUCAUGAUCUUGAUGAAAGGUUCUCCGAUCUAAAAGGACUUUAUGAUCUUUCAAAAAGAUUAGUUCAGACAAAGAAGCAUUCAAACUACCCUCAUGUAUUCCUCUUAGUGAAACUUGCCUUGCUCUUGCCAGUUGCCACUGCAUCCGUUGAAAGAACUUUUUCGGCAAUAAAGUUUAUCAAGAAUGACUUGCGGAGUCGAAUGAAUGAGAGUUAUUUUAGUGGUUGCUUGGUGCCUUAUGUAGAAAAAGAUGUGUUUAAUAGGAUCUCUAAUGAUGUUAUUAUAAAAACAUUUCAAGGAAUGAAACCUCGUCGUGUACAGUUGUAG
Molecule: messenger RNA, 2412 nt
Organism: Solanum dulcamara
Lineage: Eukaryota; Viridiplantae; Streptophyta; Magnoliopsida; Solanales; Solanaceae
Exons: 2
Coding region: 1-2412 (803 amino acids)
Molecular function (GO): protein dimerization activity
Source: RefSeq, a predicted model, not a curated record